CUUUAACGCAAUAAAUCGGGGCUGCGUUCUAGCUAGCAUUAGCAACCGUCACCUGGCCACUAUAAAAUACGUGUUAUUUAAUGAGGUUUCAUUAGUAUUGAUUAUUUUACACUCUCACAAUGUUUUACUUUGUAACACGAGUGCAUUAUAUAUUUUUGGGUACCGUUAUUUAAAGAGGAUUAUCGGGUAAUCUAAAGCUAACCCAGCUAGGUUUUACAUUAUAUCAGAAGAGUCAGAAACAGGUUUAUAUACAUGGUGCAACAUAAACACAGUUAAAGAAGCUAAAAGGACCAGUGACCACUCAACUCAUUCCCGAUGAAUGCACUUGAAUGAUCAAUAACAAUGUUUUCGUCAAAGGUUGUCCCUCGUCUCAAUCUAUUACUUAGAUCAACCUGUGCACUUCAAGCCCAUGGAGAAAUUUUGAAUGGACGUGUACAACAUGUACUUCCUGCUUACUGCUCUUCACUACAACAGAAACCGAGAAACUACUCAACAGCGGCAAACAACACAUCUCCUCGAUGGGUGCAACUCGACCCAGAUCUGGAGGAAGUUCUUGUGCCGCGUAAACUGUCAGUGAGUCCCCUGGAGAGCUGGCUCUCCCUGCGCUACUCCCUUCCUCCCCUGCUGGAGUGCCCUCUGCCGCAGGAGGAGGUGGCGUUACUGGAAGAGCAGUUGCUGCCACCCUUCUCUGUCCCUGUGCUGGAGGACGGGGAAGACUCAGCGGCACCCCUUAGUUGUAAAAAUGUUCUGGAGAUCCGACGGCGGAAGAUCAACCGGCAUAAGUACAAGAAGCUGCUAAAACGGACUAAAUUCUUGAGGAAGAGAGUGAUGGAGGGCAGAGGGAAAAAGAAGCAGAAACGAUUUGAGAAGGAUCUGAAGAGGAUUUGGACACAAGCUGGACUGAAGAAGGCUCCAGAAGGAUGGAAUACACCUAAGAUCUUCCUUAAACAGCACGGAAACAAAAAGGACUGAAAAACACUGACCGUAUUUCAAGUUUGACUUGCAUCCUUCACACUGGACGGCUCUACACACCUUAACACCAAAUCAGUCAGCCUAUUCCCUGUGUGUACCAUUUUUUUAACUAAGUGUUGAUCAUCUAAUAAAAAUGUUUCUCCAUCAAGCCAAA
Messenger RNA from Eleginops maclovinus (Patagonian blennie), 1126 nucleotides. It is a transcript of the gene aurkaip1, whose product is annotated as aurora kinase A interacting protein 1. The record is from RefSeq and is a predicted model, not a curated record. Lineage: Eukaryota; Metazoa; Chordata; Actinopteri; Perciformes; Eleginopidae. Gene Ontology annotation, cellular component: mitochondrion. The transcript has 4 exons. The coding region runs from base 343 to 972 and encodes 209 amino acids.